Messenger RNA from Helobdella robusta, 2059 nucleotides. RefSeq lists its product as hypothetical. The transcript has 15 exons. The coding region runs from base 1 to 1890 and encodes 629 amino acids. Lineage: Eukaryota; Metazoa; Annelida; Clitellata; Rhynchobdellida; Glossiphoniidae. Gene Ontology annotation, molecular function: metallopeptidase activity; peptidyl-dipeptidase activity. Gene Ontology annotation, biological process: proteolysis. Gene Ontology annotation, cellular component: plasma membrane. The record is from RefSeq and is a predicted model, not a curated record.
AUGAUUACAAGUAAACUCGUAGCUGUCUUCCUACUAGUACUCCUAAUCUGUCUAACCGCGCAUUCGAACCCGGUGCAGCCUCUGGUAAAUGAUGGACUGAAGAACGACCCUUCCCCCUUAAUCACAAACGAAACUGAAGCCUGGGAAUGGGUGGCUAGAAUUAACCCUGAGUAUGAGAAGUUUCAGUCAGAGAAGGUAGAGGCCGAUUGGAACCAUAGUACCAACCUGACCGAACACAACGCUAAGAUUAGUGUGGAGAAAAAGCUUCAACUGACCAACUUCACGAAGCGUUUAGUUUCAGAAGCCAUGGAGUUUGAUUGGAAGAAUUUUAAAGACCCAAAACUGAAGAGAUUAUUUGCCUCGAUGGUUAAAAGGUAUCUGAACCUCUGUGAGUUCAAAAUAAGCAGAAUGUACCAGUUAAACGCCGAGAUGAGAGCUCUCUUUGGAAAGGCGAAAGUUUGCAACAAAACGAAUGAACCGCCAAACAAAUGCUUCGUCGUUGAUCCAGAUUUAGAAAAAAUAAUGUCGAAAUCGAAUGACACUGAGGAAAUAUUGUGGGCGUGGAAAGGAUGGCGAGAUGAGACCGGGAAGAAAUUUAAGGACUUGUAUGAGGAGUUUGUCGGCUUGUACAACGAGUCCACGCUAUGGAUUGGCUACAAAGACGCUGGCGAGUACUUACGCGAUGUUUACGAGACUCCGACGUUCGUUGACGAUCUCGCGGAGCUCAUGCGAGAGAUUCAGCCCUUCUACAGAGAACUCCACGCGUACGUCAGGCGCAGGCUGAUGGCCCAAUACCCCAAUGUUAGUUUCCCAACUCAAGGUCAUAUACCGGCACAUUUGCUAGGUAACAUGUGGGCACAAACUUGGGAGAACCUUGAACCUCUGUUACGCCCAUUCCCAGAUCGUCCUAGCGUCGAUUUCACUGACGAACUGAUCAAGCAGAACUACACGGCGUUGAAACUUUUCCAACUCUCCGAUGAGUUCUUCAAAUCUCUCGGUCUCAUUCCCAUGCCAGAUCCAUUCUGGCAGAAGUCCAUGAUAGUCAGGCCGGCUGACCGCGAGGUGGUGUGUCACGCUUCAGCCUGGGACUUCUACAACAAGAAAGAUUUCAGAAUUAAACAAUGUACAACCGUAAAUUCUCGCUACUUUCUUACAACACACCACGAGAUGGGUCACAUACAGUACCAUCUGCAAUACCAGAACCAACCGAUACAGUUCAAAAGCGGAGCUAAUCCAGGUUUUCACGAAGCGGUUGGCGAUUUGAUAUACUUAUCGACCGUUACUCCGGAAUACCUGAAAAGUGUUGGACUCUUGGAGAAUUUCGUUGAUGAUGAAGGUGGGGAUUUGAACUUCCUAAUGAACCAGGCUCUGAGCAAGGUGGCCUUCCUUCCGUUUGGGUACAUGAUCGACCAAUGGAGGUGGGGGGUUUUCUCGGGACAUACCCCAAAGACACUAUAUAACAAAAGAUGGUGGGAGAACAGAUGUAAGUACCAAGGAAUCUACCCGCCCGUAAAGAGAACUGAGCAUGAUUUUGACGCUGGCUCAAAAUUUCACGUUCCAAAUAACACUCCCUAUAUUAGAUAUUUCGUAGCCCAUGUUAUUGUGUUUCAAUUUCACGAAGCCCUCUGCAAAGCGGCCAACAACACAAGGCCUUUGCACAGAUGCAACAUCGCCAACUCGAAGGAAGCUGGGCGAAAGCUGGCUGACGUUUUAAAGUUGGGAUCAUCGGAACCAUGGCAGAUACCAUUUAAAAAGCUAACAGGGGUGGAGAAGAUGUCUGCCAAUGCAUUGCUGAACUAUUUCAAGCCCUUAAUUGAUUGGCUGAAGAAACAGAAUGAGGGAGAGAAAGUGGGGUGGACUGAAGAAUGCCCGCCUGAGUCUUUUGAAUGAAUGAAUAAAUGAAUGAAAGAAUGCAUGAAUGAAUGGAUAACUAAAUAAAAUGAAUAAAUAAAAAAAAUUCCUGAAAAAUAUAAAAUAAACAAAAGAUUGAGAGUGAACCUCUACUCAACUGAUAGAUAGAUUUUGUCGAGUUAAUAAAAAUAUAAAUUUUAGCCUAAAA